Molecule: messenger RNA, 3136 nt
Organism: Sphaeramia orbicularis (orbiculate cardinalfish)
Lineage: Eukaryota; Metazoa; Chordata; Actinopteri; Kurtiformes; Apogonidae
Gene: ect2l
Product: epithelial cell transforming 2 like
Molecular function (GO): protein binding; guanyl-nucleotide exchange factor activity
Source: RefSeq, a predicted model, not a curated record
UGCAUUUCACUGAUUUCGGCUGUAGCUGAAGUCUGGGAGCGACUUCUCCAUGGACACGAGUCUGAGAUCAGCCCCUCACUCGGUGAAGCGUUGGCAGCUCCGUGGAACAGAUUAUGAAACACCGCGAACCCACAGCGCGCGCUCAGAAACCCUGUUCAGCGCCUGGACUCCCCUGCACGACAAGACCAGCAACCUGCAGUUAUUUGAGGAGAGGGUCCGUCUUGUGCUCCACUGGUUUGAUUUGUGGACUGAUGGGCAGAGGAAACAUCUGCUUCACUGUCUGCUCACACACUGCACCAGGUCACAGCUCAAAUACUGCAGAGAUGUGCUCAUUGAGACGGUUCCUGUCACUCAAGUGGACUUCACUGUGGUGCUUCCAAGGUUCCUUUCCCUAUAUGUGUUGUCAUUCCUUUCCCCUAUCGACCUCUGUUCUGCUGCCCAAGUCUGCUGGAACUGGAGGGUCCUGGCAGAACAGGACUGUCUGUGGGCAGACCGGUGCAUCCGCAGAGGUUGGUUUCUUCCCUACACCCCCAGGGAGAAAGAGUUCGGAGCGUGGAAGAGCCACUAUGUGUCCUGCGUCUCCACACUGGACCGGUUCACUCCACGAGAGGCAGCCGAGCGUUAUGGGACCCUCAACCAGCGAACCAGUGGAAUCACAGAAGAAGAGGAAGAGAGACAAAAGGAGAGGAGGAUAAGGCAGAUGAUUAGGGACAAACUUCAACAGGAGAAGAGACAGUCUUUGAGAACCAGAAGAGCCUGGGGCUGCUACUCAAAGCCAGAGGGAGCUAAAGGUGGGUCCAACAGGUCAGGGAUGUUCAGCUCUGGGAUAACGUUCAGCUCAAGUCCAUCUCUCUCGUGGCCCCCAAGAACUGUUGCGUCUCAGAGCCUGGACCAGAACUUGGAACAGAGCCUGUCCACAAGUACAAGCCAAACUUUGGAGAGAACUCAGGCCUCCAGUCCAGUCAGAAUUCCUGCCUAUGAGGUAGGUACUGAGUGCAUGAAGGGGGGAGUGAUUGGGUUCUGUAUGAUCAACAGACAGACUGUCUCAGGUCUCCUGACCCAGGUGGAGAGGGCCAUAUCUGGGCAGAGAGCUCAGAGACUGGGUGUGCUCGCUCCAGGUGGAACAGAAGAAAUCCAUCUUCUUCACAGCAGUAACCUAUCAGAGAGGACUCUGCUGGCCCCUGACCACAGAGAAUUCUGGAAAAAGCUGUGUCCAGUUGGCACGACUGAAGAAGGAGGAGGGAUUGACAUCUUCUCCCCACUAGCUGCAUCUGCUUCAGGACUGGCUCUCAUCAAGACUCUGUCUGCUCUUACUGGUUUAGAGGUUCGGGCUCAUGGUCUUGCCACCGGAAGUUUUCAGAACAUCCUGGGUGAGUGGUCUGACAUGAGUGUGUGUACCAACCUCUCAAACCAGCAUUUUAGCGGGCUGCACUCGUCUCCAGCAUUGCAGUAUUUGCAUGAGUGUGUCCUUCAGGGCUGGUGCACACAGGCUCAGUGGAUGGAGGAGGCUCUGAAGGAGCUGAGGGGCUCCCUGGGCCCACAAGUACAGCGGGUCAGCCUUGAGGCCAGGGGCCGGUUUCUGGGUAAUUUUCUGUGGGAGAAACUGCGCCUUGAGGCUCUUUGUGUGUCCAAAGACUUAGCUGAAGCUCUGACUGAAGGACUCACUGUUCUCUCCAGACAGGAAGAGACCAGGCCUUUGGAGUUCCUCACUGUCUUCCUGACAAGAUGGAGUGAAAUAAAGGAGGGAGGAGAGAGUAAAGGGGAGGGGAUAGAGAGGAACAAAGGAGCAGAUGAUUUCCCUCUGACACACCAGAGCUCUCAGAGUUGCUUCAACCUGACGUUUGAGCUACCGCAGACUGUGUUGGACUGGAGAGGUGCAGUGGUCAGAGAGCUGCACCACAGCGAGUGUCUUUAUCUGGGCAGGCUGAGUGCUGUGCAAAAGGUGUACCAGGAGCCUCUGACAGAAGCUUUAAACUCCAACAGAGCCAUUCUGAGCCUUGCGGACAUCCUCAUUAUCCUCAGUCCUGUGUCACAAAUACUGGCGCUCAACAGGUUGUUUCAGGUGGAUUUACAUGCUAGGCUGCAGCAGUGGGGUGCAGAGCAGUGUGUGGGAGAUGUGUUUGUAAAAUUCAGCUCAAAAUUUAGAGUUUACACCAACUACUUCAACAACUACUCCACUGCCGUCCACACCAUUGACAAGUGCAGAGAGAAUAAGCCUUCAUUCCGAGCUUUCCUCAAGAGAACAGACAGAACUCUCGCAACACACAUGCUGAGCCUACAGGAGCUGCUCCUGUGUCCAGUGUGGCGGAUGGAGGAGUACGUCGCUCUGCUCCAAGUGCUGUCUGUACACACACAUCCGAGUCAUCCCGAUCACACAGAGGUCUCAUCAGCUCUCAACACGCUGCUACGGUACAGAGACUUCAUACAAAAGUUAAAGCGUAACUCUGAGAGGGACAGACUGAUGGAGGAAACCCAGCAGAUGAUACAAGGCUGUCCGCGCCUCCAUGAAGCAAACCGGCAGCUGAUAAUGAUUCAGGAUGCGGUGUUGCUGAGAAGUCCUGAUGAAGACAUCCCAGACUGUCUCAGGACCUUUGAGCAGGUGUCUGACGUCAGCCUGUUCCUGUUCAGUGAUGCUUUGGUGCUGACGAGGCGAAAUGUGCGUCACACACCCUUCAGCUUGUCUCGCCACACUUCACACACCUUCAUGGCUUCUGUUGCCCUCAGCAGCCUGAACGUCAGAGAGAUCACGCACACACGCUAUGUGUCUCAUGCCUUUGUCCUGGAUGGUCCCUGUCGUACCUGGGUUUGUGCCACAGAAAGAGCCGAAGAGAGAGAGCAUUUCCUGUCUGUGCUACGUUCAGCCAUAAACACUGCUCCGAGGGGACAUCAGUAAUGGUGCCAUGGUGAUUUACCACAAGACAAGAGGAGGUUAGGACACCACUGUUUUAUGUUACAAAAGCUUCAGAGAUCAGGAAACCUAGAACCCUAUUUUAAGUAUUUUUAGCAUUAUUAUUUCCUUUUACUUUGCUCUGCUGCAUUGACUGUCAGAAGUCAGACUUUGAUAAUGAACCAGUGACAGAAGUUGAAAAAAAAAAAAAAAAAGAAAGUGUUUUUACUCUAACCAACAGGUCUUAAA